AUGCUCUCUUCAUUGUUCAAUGUCGCCGCACUGGCUCUUGUGGCCGACGUAGCUUCUGCCGCUGCUGUCAGCUCCGCCAGCAGAGCCUCGGAUUCCAAGAUUGCUGGCUCGACCACCAGCGAUGUCUUCCCUCCCACCGGCACCAAGGUCAACACCUCUGUGUUCCCCAACGAGUCCGAGGUUGGCUUCCCAGGACCCACCCCCACCGGUCUCGAGGGUGCUGCUGCUCAGACCGCUCCCCUCUACCCAUACAAUUCGGCUGCCGCUGCCGCUUUCCCUCUAGCUGUACCUCAACCUCAUGGUUCGUCUGCUUUCGGCGACAAGUUUGACAUCACAAAGUACUGGGGUAACCUCAGUCCUUGGUACUCGGUCUCAUCUGCCGACUAUGACCUGUCUGAGGCUAGUCCCCUGAUUCCCGACGGUUGCACCAUCAACCAGAUGCUCUUGCUGUACCGCCACGGUGCUCGUUACCCCACCAGCGGUGCUGGCCCUUCCACCUUCUCGCAGAAAGUCCGCAAUGCGACUGCUUCUGGCUUCAACGUCACUGGCGAGCUGACUUUCUUGGCUGACUGGACUUACAAGCUCGGUGCUGAACUUCUCACUCCUUUUGGCCGCAGCCAAAACUUUCAACUCGGUAUCGAGUACCGUCAGCUGUACGGUGAACUCCUCAACAACUUCACCGAGCAGGGCGCUCUUCCUGUCUUCCGUACCGAGUCGCAAGACCGCAUGGUCAAGACUGCUGAGAACUUUGCUGCUGGAUUCUUCGGUGUCCCCGAGUAUUUGAACCAGGUCAACAUUGAGAUUCUAGUGGAGAACUCGACCGUCAACAACUCAGGAGCUGCUUACGAGGUCUGCCCCAACUCCAACAUUGCCAGUCGUGGCAGCAUCGGUAGCUCUGUUGCCAACAAGUUCGCCGCCAAUGCUUUCAAUGCAACCCUUGCCAGACUGAAUUCUCAGGUCUCUGGUGCCCUCAACUUUACUGCUACCGACGCCAUUGAAAUGCUCCAACUCUGCUCUUACGAGACCAACGCUCUUGGCUACUCCAAGUUCUGUGGUCUCUUCACCGAGGAGGACUAUAUCAACUACGAGUACUACUACGACUUGUCCUUCUACUACAACAACGGACCUGGCUCGCCCGUCGCCGCCGCUCAGGGUAAGGGUUUCCUCCAGGAGUGGCUUGCACGUUUCACCCACACCUACCCUGAUGCCACUUCGGCCCUUAACAAGACCUUCGACAACUCCUCCACCUACUUCCCCUUGAACCAGUCCAUCUACGCCGAUGCUACCCACGAAGUCAUCGUUCUCGACACUUUGACUGCUUUCAACUUCACCGCCUUGUUCAGUGGUCCCGCUCUCAGCGCUACUGGUAACCAAGGCAGCAACUCUUUCGUUGCCAGCAAGCUUGUUCCUUUCGCCACCCACUUCACCACGCAGAUCAUGACUUGCCCUUCCAGAAACGUCACCAAGCAGAUUCGUUUCCUCAUCAACGACGCCGUGAUCCCCGUCUCUGACUCUCACCCCGGCUGCCCUGUUGACAAGGACGGUCUCUGUCCUUUCGACACCAUGGUCAAUGUUCUGAAGAAGAGAGUCAACGAGAUCAACUUCAACUACGACUGCUAUGCCAACUACACCGCUACUGCUGGUGUCAACUACAAUGGCCGUGCCCCCACUUCUUAG
Aureobasidium uvarum is the source of this 1677-nucleotide messenger RNA. The record is from the annotation of a GenBank genome assembly. Lineage: Eukaryota; Fungi; Ascomycota; Dothideomycetes; Dothideales; Saccotheciaceae.